AGCCCAAGCCACACACACACACACACUCUUUGAUUAUACUUAAAACCUACAAAACCACUCCACUCUCUGUCUCAUUGCUCUAUGAAUCAGCACACAAUUUACCCUUGCUCUAAAAAUAGAAAGGAAGCCGAAAAGCUUUUUGAUUUUCUCUCUCCUCCGUUCCCUCAAACCCAAUCCAAAGCCAGUCGGAGAUCAAUGAAAUCCAAAACAGAUUCACUACUUUUCCAUCCGUGUCAAUAGUAAAUCAGUCCUAAAACAAUAUCAGAAAACCAGAAACAACACAACCACUGUUGGUUCCUACCCACUGUUGCAGAAAACUUCAGGUGAAUCCGAAACUCGUAUGGACCAGAGAAAAAAACAAAAAAAAAGCCUCCACUUUUGACCCACUCAACCGACGAGAAGCCUUAAAUCUUGCAACCAACCGGAGAAAAUUCCAUCGUUCCAUACCCAACAUGCGGAAGCCAUGAAAUCUCAGGGAAAUUCCUCAUAAAAGAAUCUCUGGUUCUUUUGAUCCCCUGGUAAAAAAUACUUGAGAAAGAAAGAGAGAGAGAGAGAGCAGUUGAUCUUGAAAAGCAUAGAGAGAGAGAGAGGGAGGGAAAAGGGUUCCUCUGACAAAAAAGACCUCUAUUUGGUCAGAUCCAUCAAUAGGAAUUGUGAGAGAGAGAGAGAGAGAGAGAGAGAGAGAGAGAGAGAUGGCCUGCAAAGUGGACAUGUUUUCCCACCUCUCAGAAGACAUCAUCCUCAACAUCUUCCUCAAGCUCGAAGAUGACCCAAGGCACUGGGCCUGCUUAGCCUGUGUAUGCACAAGGUUCAGCACCAUUAUCAGGACAAUUUGCUGGAAACACAAGUGCUUGACCACCAUACCUGCAAUCGUCUAUGACCUUCUUCAAAGAAACCCUCUUUCUCUCUCUACGAUGGCAGAUGAACCCCCCGGGGGUUGGUCUGCUCUCCAAAAGGUUGCAGUUUGUUGCCCUGGCCUCCUCCACGCUGGUGUUCUUUUUGAAAGCUCGGAUUUUGGAUUGGAAAGAGCUAUUGGUCCCCAUGAAGAAUUUGCUCUCAUCUCUCUACCAACCAAGGAAAAAGUGUUCUCUCCCCAACGCCCAAAGAUCACAGGUAUCCAAGAUCCAAAGAACCCAUCUCUGCAAAAGCCCCAUUUCUCUCUCCAAAACCCCCAGCUCCCAUCUCUCCAUGAACCAAAGAACCCAUCUCUCCAAAAACCCCAAUUAUCCCUUCAAAAUGCUGAAAAUCCAUCUCUCAAAGAACCUCAAUUUGCAACUCUCCAUGACCCAAAGAACCCACCUCUCCAAAACCCCCUUUUCUCUCUCCAAGACCCCAAAAAUCCAUCUCUCUCUACUGGUGAAGGUCCAAGCAAUACUCAAAAUUCGGCCAUUGUAAGCCUCAAUUCUGACUGCUCCUGGUCUCUCUUUGAUGAUUUGUACUCCGAUACUGUUUACGAUGUGUCUGAGAUUCAAAAAGAUGGGGUUUCUAGGGAGAUAGACGUGGGUAUGGGUGGUGCAAUUAGGCCUUCACUAGAUCAGGAAAGGGAGAACGUUAUAACGAAUGAAUGUAAGAGGAGGAAAAAAUGCCAUUUUGUCAAUUCACAUCUAGCUUCAGGGGUCUGGAAUUUGAGCAGAGAGCAAGGGAACAAGCUCUUGGCUAGUAGAUUUAGGGGGGAUUGCCUUUAUAUAUGUGAUUGGCCAGGUUGCCUACACGCUGAGGAGAAGAGGAACUACAGGGUUUUUAGGGGAGUUUUCAAGAACUUCAAGAGGUCUAGAGUGUGGAGAAACAUAAAGGACACUAAGGCAAGUAAGACUUCUCUGAAUUGUGCUUUCUGUUCUUGUAAGGGGACAUGGGAUUUGCUCAGUUCUUUUUGUUUGAGGACGCUGUUUGAGUAUCAUGACGAUGGGGAGCCGGCUGUGAGGGCCUAUGUGUGCGAAAAUGGGCAUGUCUCGGGAGCAUGGACUGAUUGGCCCAUGUAUACAUAAAUCCAUUUCUCUCCCUACAUAUUUGAAGGGGAAAAAGAUGCACAUACUCCAUUUUUCACUCUACUUGUUUGAAGGGUUAAAAUGGUGUGCCUCAUUUCUCCCAUUCUACUCGUGAAAGGGAAAAAAGGCUCAUACCUCAUUUCUGGCUAUCCCGUCAGAGGUAGAAUAUGCUCAUUAUAUGGGUUCAUGUCUUUUGUUCUCUGAGUGUUUGGAUCACAAGUGAUAUCUGCGGAUAAUCCUCUGGAAUACAAGUCUACCUAGUCCAGUUAGUUAGAGAGAGGAUCAGACUCUGUUUGUUGCUUGUUUUGGGUGAAUUGAAUUUUUUCUUGAAGUUGGUGUUCUUUCUUCGUUUCUAAGUUGAAAAGCAUUUUUCUAGUUUUGGAGCAUCGAAAUUCUAAUGAAGAUAACAAAUUUAAUUUUUAGUUGCAUUACUUUCUAUUCCAUGUGUGACAGUUUUUAUUUUUAUUUUCUUUGAUUAGUGCCAUGUAUUGUAGUUUGUUUUAUGGUCCUUUAGCUGCUAUUGCAGCAAAUUACAAUCUCUUUUGGUCAUAAAUUGGAACUAUGACUUGAGCUCUUCA
Amborella trichopoda is the source of this 2563-nucleotide messenger RNA. RefSeq names its product F-box family protein (gene EID1). The record is from RefSeq and is a predicted model, not a curated record. Lineage: Eukaryota; Viridiplantae; Streptophyta; Magnoliopsida; Amborellales; Amborellaceae. Gene Ontology annotation, molecular function: protein binding.